Molecule: messenger RNA, 6602 nt
Organism: Anarrhichthys ocellatus (wolf-eel)
Lineage: Eukaryota; Metazoa; Chordata; Actinopteri; Perciformes; Anarhichadidae
Gene: adcy8
Product: adenylate cyclase 8 (brain)
Exons: 15
Coding region: 2093-4507 (804 amino acids)
Biological process (GO): cAMP biosynthetic process; adenylate cyclase-activating G protein-coupled receptor signaling pathway; intracellular signal transduction
Cellular component (GO): plasma membrane
Molecular function (GO): adenylate cyclase activity
Source: RefSeq, a predicted model, not a curated record
UCUCCGACAGCAUUAUGCAGUUUCACUGAGUUCGCAGAAGGUUGGAUGAAAACACUACAGUCUGUAAUACGAUUACAAUAAUUAUCUCAUAUUUUUAUGUUUAUUUUUUUUCAUUCUACUUUCCUGACAAAAGACGUCCUUGAAUCAGUGAAUAAAUAAAUGACACUCUACUCAUUGUCCAAGUUCAUAAUCCAGUUUUCUAUUACGACUCCGACAAAUUCACAUUUCUAGACGACUUCUCUUCAAACUGUUCAAGUCUGCUGUUCUGAUCUAAAAAGACAAAUGAAACAUGUUGAUUUGUUGUGUAACAGAUGAAACGUUGUCUACCUUCAUUUGAUUACAACCAGUCAAGUCUCAGGACUCAAUAAUGGACAAAUUGACGAGUUUCGAUUCUUGGCAGUUAUUAGAUGUGUGUCCUUCUGUUGGUGUGAAGCACCAAGAUAAGAUUAAGAUGUUGUGCACUGACAUCACUGAAAGGCUUUAUGAGUGGAGAAACUUCAUAAUCACUAUAAACCGAUACACAUCCUCCGGCAACAGAACGAGAAGAUUUUGGAAUCGGAGGCGUUCAGAUUUUCUGGUUUCUGUUUUUAGUCCGAGGAGUAAGACUAGAGAUGAUGAUGACGAGCAAAUCCAAGCAAAGGUCCUACCUGUUUACCUUUGCUUUUUAAAAAAGUGUUCCUUUAAAUCUUGGUUGUUGUUAUUCUGUGUGUUAUAAUUGAUUGUAUCGUGUGUUUCUUGUGUAAUCUGUCAGCACUUUGGGUUGCCUCUUGGUACAAGAUGUGCUAUUUACGCGUUGGCCGAAAUGUAGUCUUGGAACCUCUCGGUUAUCGUCUAGCGCUGAUUUAGCUUAAUAUUUGCAGCCUGUUCAGAGCGGGCCGAGUGCUUGGCCUGUGGUGUUGCUGCUUGCAGCUUUAUCGAGACAAUAAACGUAACAAUCAACCUUUCGCUUCCUCGGGUCCUCAACGAUUGACCUGCCAUGACUUCAUUGUAUCACACAUCCUAAGUCCGGCUACUCGUAGUCACAAACACCGGUGAAAUACACGUAGCGGACGUGGAGGUAUUUUGGCGGUGGUAACAUUAUAAGUUAGUGUGGCAGACCUGGACACACACAAACAGACACAGACAAGCAGAGAGCUCUUGGUAUAUAGAUGUUGCCUCAGAUAUCCGCUGGCUCACCGGAACCCACGACAUAUUGUCUGGUGCCCCCAGAGGCUAAACGGCUGUCAGACUGAUAGCCGGUGGGUUCUGAGAUUGAAUAAUCUCUUGAUUCUUGGUUUGAAUGUGUUGAGUGUCUGAAGGAGGCGGAUGCCUGAGCAGAUCCCCGAGGCCAAAAAGUACCGAGGGACUCUGCAUGGCUCCCACUCCAAAUCUGUUUCUGCUUUUGCCAAGUGGAACUGCGUCAGUAGAACAAAGCGCACGACAGAUUUGGUUGUUAGUGUUGUUUCUGUGGGCCUGGAGGCUUUGGAGGAUCCUGCUCCUGGAGCUUAGGCUGGCAGACUCAUCUUAUGAAAUAUUUCUCACAGACAGGCCUUUAUGUAAUGUGUUUUUACAAGAUUCUUUUACUCAUGUUUGCUUGUUUAAUAAUCUGUGUUUAAUUCCUCAUUGCUCUUAAUCUGUGAUUCACAGUAUAACACUUUACUCUGAGGAAAUGUACAAUAUACAUAUAUCUGUUUUUAAAUUACUAACUCAAAGUGGCACUUUGCAGCAAAAACAAUCUUAAAUUCAUCCAUUAUUGUGUGUGAGUGUGUGUGUAUUUAUUACAUAUAAUUGCACAUACUAUAAAAUUCUUGUUUUCUUUAAAACAAAAAAAAACUUAUGUUUAAUGCAAGAACAAUUAUACAAGUAGAUUAAUAUUGAAAACAGGUUAACAUGAUCACCGGGCAGUGGCCGAUUUUUUCAACAAAAAUGACUUCAUAAGAAGGAUAUUUUAGCGGUGCAAAUGUUUAGUUAUGCCAUUUUCAGUAUACAUCCAAAUAUAUGAUCGUUAUUCGUCUUCUUUGUUGCUUCAGAGAACUAAUAAUAUUGUUUUUGUGUUUCUCCCCCACAGGAGAGACUGGUGUUAUCAGUCCUGCCACGUUUUGUAGUUUUAGAAAUGAUCAACGACAUGACAAAUGUAGAGGACGAACACCUCCAGCAGCAGUUUCACAGAAUCUACAUCCACCGCUACGAGAAUGUCAGCAUUCUUUUCGCAGAUGUUAAAGGCUUCACGAACCUCUCCACGACGCUGUCAGCGCAGGAGCUGGUGCGAAUGUUGAAUGAACUCUUUGCACGCUUCGACCGCCUCGCACACGAGAACCACUGUCUACGUAUAAAGAUCCUGGGAGACUGUUACUACUGUGUGUCGGGUCUACCUGAGCCCAGACAGGACCACGCCCACUGCUGUGUGGAGAUGGGCCUCAGCAUGAUCAAGACCAUCAGAUAUGUGAGAUCCCGUACGAAACACGACAUCGACAUGCGUAUCGGGAUCCACUCGGGCUCCGUGCUGUGCGGUGUGUUGGGACUCAGGAAGUGGCAGUUUGACGUCUGGUCCUGGGACGUGGACAUCGCCAACAAGCUGGAGUCUGGAGGGAUCCCAGGGAGGGUUCACAUCUCCAAAGCAGCUCUGGACUGUUUGAACAGCGACUACGAGGUGGAGGAGGGCCACGGGAAGGACCGCAACGACUUCCUCCGCCGCCACAACAUCGAGUCCUACCUUAUCAAGCAGCCGGAUGAGAGCACACUCAGCCUGCCGGAGGACAUCAUGAAGGAGUCGGCCAGUUCGGUCGACCGCCGGGCCAGCAGCACCACCUUCAACGAGGCGUCCUGGAGCCCAGAGCUUCCCUUCGACAACAUUGUCGGGAAGCAGAACUACUCCCAGAUGAGGGACGAGGUCUUCAAGUCCAACCUGGUGUGCGCCUUCAUCGUGCUCAUCUUCAUCACAACCAUCCAAAGCCUGCUUCCCUCUGCCAGGAUGGUAACGAUGGCGGUCCAGUUCUCAGUCCUCAUCGUCCUGCAUUCCUGUCUGGUCCUCGUCACGACGGCGGAGGACUACAAGUGUCUGCCUCUGGUCCUACGCAAAGCCUGCUGCUGGAUCAACGAGACCUACGCGGCGAGAAACGUCAUCAUCUUCAUCUCCAUCCUCAUCAACUUCCUGGCAGCCAUGAUCAAUAUCCUGUGGUGCGACUUCGGCAAGUUCGACACCUUCAGGAACCAGACGUACAACGAGUCGGCCUCCAUCCCAGACAUCUGCUUCUACCCAGAGUAUUUCGUGUUCACGGGGGUCCUGGCGAUGGUGACAUGUGCCGUGUUCCUGCGUCUCAACUCGGUGUUGAAGUUGGCGGUGCUGCUGGUGAUGAUCGCCAUCUACUCACUGCUGACCGAGGCUUUCUACACCUCCCUGUUCGUCCGCUACGACACCUUCCACCACAACACAGGGAACUUCCUGGGGACCAAAGAGACGUCUCUGCUCCUGAUGGCCAUGUUCCUCCUCGCUGUGUUUUACCACGGCCAGCAGCUGGAGUACACGGCACGGCUGGACUUCCUGUGGCGCGUCCAGGCCAAAGAGGAGAUCAACGAGAUGAAGGAGCUGCGAGAACACAACGAGAACAUGCUGAGGAACAUCCUGCCCAGCCACGUGGCCCGUCACUUCCUGGAGAAGGACCGGGACAACGAGGAGCUGUACUCCCAGUCCUACGACUCCGUGGGCGUGAUGUUCGCAUCCAUCCCGGGCUUCGCCGACUUCUACUCCCAGACGGAGAUGAAUAACCAGGGAGUCGAGUGCCUCAGGCUCCUCAACGAAAUCAUUGCCGACUUUGACGAGCUGCUCGGUGAGGAUCGCUUCCAGGACAUCGAGAAGAUCAAGACCAUCGGCAGCACCUACAUGGCCGUCUCUGGCCUGUCCCCCGAGAAACAGCAAUGUGAAGACAAAUGGGGUCACCUGUGUGAGUUGGCGGAUUUCGCCAUCGCCCUCAACGAGAGCAUCCAGGAGAUCAACAAGCACUCGUUCAACAACUUCGAGCUGAGGAUCGGUAUGGCCCACGGCUCGGUGGUGGCGGGCGUGAUCGGCGCCAAGAAGCCUCAGUACGACAUCUGGGGGAAGAUGGUGAACCUGUCCAGCCGGAUGGACAGCACGGGGGUCAGCGGCAAGAUCCAGGUCCCCGAGGACACCUACCUGAUCCUGAAGGAGAGCGGCUUCGCCUUCGAGUACCGCGGCGAGAUCUACGUGAAGGGCAUCAGCGAGCAGGAGGGCAAGAUCCGGACGCACUUCCUGCUGGGCCGCGUGCAGCCCAACCCGCUCAUCAUGCAGCCGCGCAAGAUCACCGGCCAGUACUCGCUGGCCGCCGUGGUGCUCGGCCUGGUGCAGUCGCUCAACCGGCAGAAGCAGAAGCAGAUCCUCAACGAGAACAACAACUCGGGCAUCAUGAAGGGCCACCACCACUACAACCGGAGGACAUUGUUAGCGCCCGGUAGCUCCGAGGUGGGAGCGGGGCACCACACCGAGGCAGCCGAUAAGACUGAGCUGUCCUGAAGGGAGGACCAGAGCUUCGGUUCCACGCGGGUUUCUCAGAGGAGGAGCUGCUCUACGGGCAAAAAACGAUCCCAGUGGUUGAGUUAAAACUUCAGGGGGUGCAGGUUUUCUGGACACAGAAAAGAAGGAGGAAGUCCUUCAGGAGUCAUAACAACUUUUGCCGGAGUCUUCGCCUGGUUCCAGACCUCCGGAUGGACGCACAUUUUAGUAGGUCUGGUUCUGUGCUUACUGACGGCUGUUGGAACAACAGGCAGGGUUCAGAAAAGAGACGUUAUGUUCCUCUACCAAAGUUAGAAUCCAUUCCAAACACAAAUUGAAUGAGACGCCUUCUGUUCUCGGCGUCGACAGGAUGAAGACAUUCGUAGCUACUCGUUGAGGUAAAAUGGAAUCAUGGAAACACUUUCUGACCUUCACGGUGGAGAUCCGACAAAUCCGGCCAACAAACGGGAAAAAAAGGAUGCAACCUCGAGCGGUCCGGUUUGCUCCGGCAGCAGGGCGGGGCUUGCUUCUGGCUCGACUGAUGCCGGGUCUCAAACCUUCUCAUUUUACAAAUAAACAGGACAUUAAAAUAUGUUUCUGAAACAUAAGGCGAGAAAUAAACCAAACAGUAACCGAAUAUUGAUUCAUUGUUUUAUCUAGUUUGACAGUUUGAUCUGAGUUUGACAAACUUGCUGUCUUGCGAUGGACGGACUUUAUUUGCAUAAAGUUGAGGUUGAGUCGUGAUUAUGCAAAUUUAGAUGCGGAGAACGGCCCGUCAACUCGCCGUGUCGUACCCAUCAUGCAACUGGCGACCGGCUCUCUCGCUCUCUCCAUAGAACAUGAAUGGGAUUCGUCAACUUCUCACUCGUCAACACUAAUCCGUGUCUCUCCAACAUGGUUCUACAAAGAUAGUCGUAAACACCGCGGCAGGUAUACGCAGAGAAAGCUUUAGGGUCUGUGUCCACAUGGCGCCUUUUCUGAGCGCCAUCGUAAUUUUUAAAUUGUUCCAAUGAAGAGCGAGCGUGUGCGAGCGUGUGCGGCCGCCGAGAGAAAAGCCGCUGCACCCAGCUUCUUUUUUCUGAGCGCUCUGCAUUUUUUGUGCCGUCGCUCUGUGCUUCAAGUUCAAAAUCUCUGGAGUUUUGGUAACAUCAGUGUAGUAAAUAUAGCAGAAGCUUGUUUUGUUCGUGUCCCAAACGCCCAUUUGUGGGAGAUCGGCCGGGCGGACACUGAAUGUUGCUGGUGAGCUUUUAUUACCGUAGUCUUGUUUCUCCUCGUUCUAACGUCGUCAGACUGAGCGGAGACAAGCUCAUCUGUACGAAGUAUGAAGUGUUCAUGGUGAAAAGGUCAAACAAAUAGAUAGUAGCCCAAAUAGAUCACACAAAGCAAAGGAGCGACGCUCCCUGCGGCCACCUUUCUGCCAUGUGCACACAGACCCUCACAGAGGACGAGUACUAACGGCAAGACGCGCCAACAAAGACAAAGAUGAAGGAGGUGCAUGGUGCAUGUUCAAAUUUAACAAAAGUCUUUCCAAAUGUUUCACGAAGGAAGGAGUCUGUGAGGCCUGCAGGGUGCAGAGAAACUCUGAAUGUAAACCAGGAGUUUCUACACCAGACCGACCUCGCAUUAAGAGGCUCAUUAGCAGGUUAGCUCGCCGAGCUAACGCGUUCAAACCUCUCAACAUCGAGACUGAAUGAAGUCACUUCACAAUAUUCUCACUUUUCCAGAGUCGGAAGCUUUCUCUUGGCUCCUCCCACUCAGGUUUAACUCAACCAAUGAGAUUGUUUCAGCCCUCCCGCAAACUGCUCUGCUGUUGAUGAAUGUGCGUAGAACUGAAACUCCGCUUUGUUCCCGGAAGGAGGAGGAGGAGGAGGAGGAAGAGGAGGAGGUGGGGUUAUAGGGAGGGGGGUACCGGACUGUCCCCCCCUCUCGUCUGUUCGAUGUCUGUUGGAAUGAUCCCGUCGGACUGUCGGACGUUCCUCCUGUCGUUCCCUUUUUAUGUCGCCCCAACCCAAAACCCAGACCCCCGUCCCGCUCUGACCCUCGCCCGGUGUCCAUGUUUCUUCUUUUGUAUUUCUUUUAUAUAUGAGAACACAAUAAAAGGGGUCUACUUUUUUAU